UGAAAUAAUCUGUGGUUAACGGUCUUUGUGUGGGGGAUGGGAGGCGUGACUAGAGAUAAAGUUAUCAAAUCACGGUGGAGAUUCGUCACAAAAUAUAAACGAAUUUUCAAAUAGCAUUUCAUCAAGUUCAACUCUCAAACCUACGCGCUUUCUCCGUGUUUUGUCGAAAAUACAAUGGAUACGUACGAAAGUGUAUUACUCGUCAAGAGUGAAGUAUUUGUAUUUAGUAUACCACCAAGGUCAUUGAAUAGGGGUUAUCGAGCAGCUGAUUGGAAUCUUCAAGAUCCUACAUGGACUGGACGUAUGCGUCUUGUGUCUCAAGGAAAUUCAAUAGCAAUAAAACUUGAAGAUAAAAUUACAGGUGAAUUGUUUGCAAAAUGUCCCAUUGAUAAAUAUCCAGGUAUCGCAGUUGAGCCAGUCACAGAUUCUUCGCGUUAUUUUGUUUUGAGAGUUCAAAAUGAUAAUGGACGAUCAGCUUUUCUUGGUAUUGGAUUUUUGGAUAGAUCGGAUAGUUUUGAUCUAAAUGUUGCGCUUCAAGACCAUUUUAAAUGGCUUAAAAAUCAAGAAGAAAUAGAGAAAGAAAAAGAUGAACCAAAACAAGAGCUGGAUCUAAGAUUUAAAGAAGGCGAAACAAUUAAAAUCAACAUGAAGAUUACUAAAAAGGAUGGCAGUGAAGUCUCUUCCAAGGCAAAACAGCGACCCAAUACAAGUAUUGGUUUACCUCCCCCGCCAGGUGGUGUAAAAAUUGCACCACCGCCAGCAAAAACUGCUACUUCAUCCCCUGCACAUAAACCUGCACAGAACCAAAAUCAGCCAAGUUCAGAAUGGGGAGAAUUUGCUAGUGCAUCCCAACAAUCUCAGGCACAACAACAGCAACCAUCAACAGUAGGAAACUCCAGUUGGGUGCAAUUUUAACUUCUUACAAAUUGUAUUAAAAUUUAGUAUAGCUGUGCUAUAGAAUCAUAGGCAGUGCAUAUGUAUAUUAAUUUGUAUAUGCACAUGUACUUUGACAUGUAUGCAUACAUAUACCUUUUAAGGGUAAUUAUUGACAAAGAUGUUUCUAUGUACAUAGUAUAUUAGCUAUAACAUUUUUAGAAUGUGAUCUUUACUGUAUUAUAGUUGAGUACUUAUAAAUGCUUAUAAGUUUCUGGUACAACUUAAUUGUGAAACCAGAGAAACCAUGGAACAAUUCUGUAUCCAUGAAUGAAAUAUCUAAUAUAUGAUUUUGUUUAACAAAGAUAUAUUUAGAAACAAUUGUAUUUGAAAAUUUCAAUUCACUAAUUUGGAAAUAAAUUUUUAAGAGUCAAUAUAUAUUUGGAAAUUGAGAUUGCUAUCACUUUA
Messenger RNA from Nomia melanderi (Alkali bee), 1341 nucleotides. Its product is annotated as NECAP-like protein CG9132. The record is from RefSeq and is a predicted model, not a curated record. Gene Ontology annotation, biological process: endocytosis. NCBI's taxonomy places the organism in Eukaryota, Metazoa, Arthropoda, Insecta, Hymenoptera, Halictidae. Gene Ontology annotation, cellular component: membrane; clathrin vesicle coat.